Adineta steineri is the source of this 621-nucleotide messenger RNA. NCBI's taxonomy places the organism in Eukaryota, Metazoa, Rotifera, Eurotatoria, Adinetida, Adinetidae. The record is from the annotation of a GenBank genome assembly.
AUGACGGAUAUAGUUAAAGCUGGAUGGUUACAACGUCGUACAACAAUAUUAAAGAAUUGGAAACGUGAAUGGUUUGUUUUGACAAGAGAUGCUCGUCUUCGUCGUAUGUCAUCUCCUCAAAAACAUAAUGAUAAAGCUGAUGAAGUUUUCGAAUUAAAUCGAUGUCGAGAAAUACGUUUUGGUUCUGAACAUAUAGCUAAGACUAUAGAACCACCAACUGAUUCAACACGCGAACAAUUAAUGGAAAUUGUGCCUGGUUCAGGUGAUACAUGGACAUUAUGUGCUGAAUCAACAGAUGAUUUAUUUGCAUGGCAAACUUCUUUCGAUGAUGUUCGUCAAUUAUAUAUUGAACGUAUGCAACAAUUACAUGCUCGAUGGACUAAUACACAAAUUCCACCAAAUCGAUAUAAUUAUACUUAUUAUCAAAAUAUUUAUGGUGAUAGUAGUGAUUCACCUCGAAUUUAUGAAACAUCUAAUGGACCAGCACCUAGAGUUAUUGUUGUUGAUCGAGAUCCACACUAUAGUAGGGGUGGUGAUGCCGCAGCGGGAGUUAUGACAGGAAUGGCGCUUGGCACUCUUAUGAUGUGGCCAAUGUUUUUAUUUCCAUUGAUGUGGUGUUAA